GCGCACAGCAUAAGUCUAUGCAGGAAUUAGUAAUGGUUGGGAUUUGACUUUAUUUUGAAGAAAAAUGACAGACGAUUGGAUAAGAAUAAUCAGGUUGAUAGACCGCAACAUUUGCGUAAAAAUAUCCUCGAAGAGUCUUAAUGGCUAAAAAGUGAUAGGGAUAUGGAUCUUUGAAGUACGAAUGUCAAAUUAUGAAUAUCUUUUUACUAUUUACAAUUGAUAUACACAAUCUCGGCACAUGCAUGUAACAGAACUUAUUCUUUGAUUAAGUUUCCUCUGCUUGUUUGACGAGAAAUAACAUCUCAACCAUUUGUGUAUACAUCAUUAUAGACAAGCGGUGUUGAUUUUCCUCCGCGAUAAUUGAUACGGGUGUCAUGUAUCAAAGGACUGGCCACCAAUUCAACGUCAAAGAUUGGAUUUCAAUAUUUCCACGAGAUAAUGUCGACGCUUUGGUCGGCAUUCCGCGCAUUAAAGUUUCGGUAAUUUUGCGGAAGACCCCUACACUCAUAAUUAGUAUUGCAGCCGCCUUCUUGGGAAUUGUCAGAAAUUGCUCUGGGACUGCACAGUUCAGUAAGCACGUCAGCUGCCUGUUGUCACUUGUGAGGAAAGGCCUGCUUUGCAAAAACUCAGUUAUCAUCUCUACGGUAAGCAGUGUAAAUGCAUAUACAUCAUCCCUAGCGCAUUAUGACCUCCGAGCGACCGUAGUCACAGUUGGUCAGGAUAAAAGAUCAUUAAUAAGUUAUAGAUCGGUCCAGAAGCGGGUUCACUUCCCUAUCAGAAAGCAUAAAGAAAGCAUAAAAAUUUUGGUCACUCUCAGCAAUGUUGGUGUUAUCUACCUAUGUAAAUUUCUAUGUGUUCAGCCUAGAGAUCUGUCAUCUUCUAUAAAGCAUAUUGUACUAUCCCAGGCAAGUUUAGAGGAUAGCACAGCUACCAUUAUGCUGCUUGAUAUAACUGAGACGCAAAUACAUGAUAACUGCAUGAUGAAAUUACAUAACACAUUGGAAGAAGCUAUAUCAAAGCGAUCAAAACAAAGGGUAUCAUUUGUAUUUCAUCGCGCCUGUGCAAUUCUAAUUGGAAUAUCCUAUGCUUGUACAGUACUCUUUAUAAUGAGUUUUCAGACUUGUGUUGUUAUCCAACUAAAGAUCGAUGCAGCCCUCAAGAGUGAAUACAAAGAUAUACUUGAGUUAUAUGAAGCCUACUGA
Molecule: messenger RNA, 1202 nt
Organism: Mycotypha africana
Lineage: Eukaryota; Fungi; Mucoromycota; Mucoromycetes; Mucorales; Mycotyphaceae
Exons: 10
Coding region: 375-1202 (275 amino acids)
Source: RefSeq, a predicted model, not a curated record